Molecule: messenger RNA, 586 nt
Organism: Penaeus monodon (black tiger shrimp)
Lineage: Eukaryota; Metazoa; Arthropoda; Malacostraca; Decapoda; Penaeidae
Product: RNA cytidine acetyltransferase-like
Biological process (GO): rRNA acetylation involved in maturation of SSU-rRNA
Cellular component (GO): nucleolus; 90S preribosome
Molecular function (GO): 18S rRNA cytidine N-acetyltransferase activity; tRNA binding
Source: RefSeq, a predicted model, not a curated record
AUCAUCUACUAUUCAGAGUCAACUGUAUCAUUAUGGUCAAGCGCAAAAUUGACAACAGAAUACGUACCCUCAUAGAAAAUGGAGUGGCACUUGGACACAGAACUCUUGUUGUGUUGGUUGGAGACAAGAGUAGAGAUCAAGUUGUUUACCUACAUCACAUGUUGUCCAAGAGCAGCAUGAAGCAGGCAUCCGUGUUGUGGUGCUACAAAAAGGAACUAGCUUUCUCCAGCCACCGCAAGAAGAGGAUGAAGCAGCUGAAAGCACGCCAGAAAUCAGGCCAGGCUGAGGUCAAUGAGGAUGAUCCCUUUGAGAUGUUCAUGUCCAUGACGGAGAUCCGGUAUUGCUACUACAAGGAGACACACAAGAUCCUUGGUAACACAUUUAGAAUGUGUGUCUUGCAGGACUUCGAAGCCCUCACCCCAAACAUUCUGUGCCGAACCAUGGAGACCAUCGAGGGUGGCGGAGUCAUUACAAUUCUCCUGCAGAGCAUGACAUCACUAAGGCAGCUAUAUGCUAUGAACAUGGAUGUACACUCUCGCUACCGCACAGAAGCACAUCAGCAUGUUGUGCCGAGAUUUAAUGAACG